AUGUUACAAUCAAAAAUCACAUUUCUUUCAAAAAAUACGUGCAUGCAUUGGCGAUGUUGUCUCUACACGAUAUUUUUACUGCGACAUUUGCCACCACCUAGUGAUGAAAUACGCUAUCGAUGCCCGGCCCUACCACUUCGCACUCGUUCCACUCCUGAGUUCUCACUGGUUCUCGAUUUGGAUGAAACACUAGUGCACUGCAGUUUGACUGAGCUACCAGAUGCCUCGUUGACAUUUCCUGUUCAUUUCCAGGGAACUAAUUAUCAGGUUUAUGUGCGAGUACGACCGCAUCUGCAAGAAUUUUUGGAGAGACUAUCGCGCUCAUUUGAGAUCAUUUUAUUCACAGCCAGUAAACGUGUCUAUGCUGAUAAACUGCUUAAUCUUCUUGAUCCUGGAAAGCGUUUAAUACGCCAUCGACUUUUCCGAGAGCACUGUGUGAUCGUUUACGGCAAUUAUAUCAAGGAUUUAACGAUACUGGGUCGGGAUUUAUCCAAAACAAUAAUAAUAGAUAAUUCACUGCAAUCAUUUGCUUAUCAAAUCGAUAACGGCAUACCUAUUGAGAGCUGGUUUUUCCAACAAGACGAUCGAGAACUAUUGAAAUUGAUACCUUUUCUAGAACAAAUUACUAGUCAAAAGAACGAUGUGCGUCAUAUACUGCGAGCAAGGUAUCGAAUACGCGAUUUUUUGCCUCCUCUUCCAUACUGUGAUAUCGUGUAA
Messenger RNA from Thelazia callipaeda (thelaziosis nematode), 717 nucleotides. The record is from the annotation of a GenBank genome assembly. NCBI's taxonomy places the organism in Eukaryota, Metazoa, Nematoda, Chromadorea, Rhabditida, Thelaziidae.